Messenger RNA from Phycomyces blakesleeanus NRRL 1555(-), 255 nucleotides. RefSeq names its product Homeodomain-like DNA binding domain-containing transcription factor. The record is from RefSeq and is a predicted model, not a curated record. Lineage: Eukaryota; Fungi; Mucoromycota; Mucoromycetes; Mucorales; Phycomycetaceae. Gene Ontology annotation, molecular function: RNA polymerase II cis-regulatory region sequence-specific DNA binding; DNA-binding transcription factor activity, RNA polymerase II-specific. Gene Ontology annotation, biological process: regulation of transcription by RNA polymerase II; cell differentiation. The annotation marks the transcript as partial. The transcript has a single exon.
AUGGAUCAGUCUGGCGAUUCAGCUCCCUCUGUCCGGAAGCGGACUCGGGCCACCGCAGACCAACUCGCAGUCCUCGAAGAUACCUUUGCUGUAAACGUGAGCCCGAACAGCAAGCUCCGAAAACAGCUUGCAGAACAGCUCCAGAUGAGUGAGCGCUCAAUCCAGAUCUGGUUCCAGAACAGAAGAGCAAAAGUAAAGCACAUCCAGAAGCGUGCACAGAUGAAGAUGCAUCAUGCGUCGAUCCGUGCCCAACUG